AUGGCAAGCAAAUGUUGUUUCACUGGAAAUUUGCACGAGGGAGAGUCUAUUGGUGAGAUUAAAGAGCUUUUUGGACUAAAGACUUAUGUAACCGGAUCGACUUCCAAUGAUAAAAUUAUAGUUAUUCUUACCGACGUUUACGGUAUAGGACUUGUCAAUAAUAGGUUAAUCGCCGACCAAAUUGGAAAAGCUGGCUACAAGGUCGUAAUUCCAGAUAUAUUAUUUGGAGAUGCGGUCACAGCGAUGGAUGGGUCCGUGGACUUCAAGGAUUACGCCUAUAGACACAGACCCGAGGUCACAGGGCCAAUCAUCAGUGCUUUUGUAGAGCCUUUGAAAAAAGAACUCAAUCCUAAGUUCCUUGGUGUCAUCGGCCAUUGCUUCGGUGGCAGAUACGCUGUUGACUUAAUUCAGUCACCAUCGCCAUUGGCUGACGCUGUUGCUAUUGCACACCCAAGUUUCCUGGAAAACGCAAAACUCAAAAGCAUUGGUCAAACACCCUUGCUCAUUUCAGCGGCUCAAGUUGAUCCUAUUUUCACUACGGAAGCAAGACAUGAAGCUGAACAGAUUUUGAUUGACAGCGGCGCUGUGUUUCAAAUGGAUUUAUUCAGCAAUGUCAGUCACGGAUUCGCUGUGAGAGGGGACAUUAAGGAUGCCAAAAUCAAGUACGCGAAGGAGAAAGUUUUGUUGGAUCAGAUUCACUGGUUCGACCAUUUCUCUAAAGCCUAA
Molecule: messenger RNA, 726 nt
Organism: Lachancea dasiensis
Lineage: Eukaryota; Fungi; Ascomycota; Saccharomycetes; Saccharomycetales; Saccharomycetaceae
Source: the annotation of a GenBank genome assembly